GAAUUGUCAUAAAAGAACUUACCCUUUAAUAAAUGCCAUUACUUUAUAACUCAUUGAAAUUAUAAUUAAACAUGGCAAAUGGUUUAGGAACAAUCGUAUUUCUAUUUAUUUUACCAUUGGGAACAAGGUCAUUGACCCCGGGAGCUACUAGCAGUUAUAUUUCUGCACCAGGGAAGGUUUUACCGGGUCCGUUACCGACGAAUUCAUUCAAGGUCACACGGAAUGUAACCCUGGGACAAUGUGCCGCAGAUUGUUCAUUACAAUACCAUCUCAAUCAGUUUCAUUGUUAUGCGUUUGAGUUUGUACCCGUCACAAAGAUGUGCGUGCUGACCAAUGUAACAACACUUGUUCUAAAAGGAGGCUACCUUGGAUUGUUGGAUAAUAAAAAUAUGAACUACUUUGAACGGUCGAAAGGUGCUUAUAUCAAUUUAUUUCAACCGUACGGUCACCAAGUCCUCAAUGACCAGAAGACGUAUUUUACAAUAUUUCACAAUAUGACGCUCGAGAAAUGUGCACUUUUCUGUCUACUUGAAACGCGUGACACGUGCAUGUCAUUCUCAUAUAGUGAAAGUAAACGGGUGUGUGGACUGAGCAAAGUUUUCUAUGCCAAAGAUAACGGUCAAAAGUUGGUAUCCUCGGAUGACUACAAUCAUUAUCAGUAUUUCUCGUCAUGGCCUUGCAACGCCACCAUACCAUGGAACUACUCUCCACGUGCUAUUGCGUCACCGUAUUUCCCAUAUGCCUCGGUCACAGACAUCGACUGCUACCUGAAGAUAGAAGCUCCACAAGGGAGACAACUUGAUUUGGUUUUCUCCACCUUUUUUAGUCAAGACGAUUUGUGUCGUCAUCAAGAUGGCGGAAUAACAAUCUAUGACGGCACAUCCGAACGCAGUGUCGAAUUAUCAAGACUCUGUACUUCGGAUAACUUCGUAGAUAGUCGAUUUCGAUCAUCGGAUGGAUACCUUUACAUUCGUUUUGCAACAGGAAGCAUUCCAUUUGCCUUUAAGGCUGUCUACGACAUCAUUGAAGUCGAUCCGUGCUUGAGUUCUCCGUGUAAGAAUGAUGGCACGUGUAGUUCGGAUGACGGACUAUUUACUUGCACGUGUAUGGCUGGAUUUACAGGACAUGUUUGUGAAACAAAUAUAGACGAAUGUGAAAGUUCACCAUGUUUGAUGGGCGGGAAAUGUGAGGACAGGAUUAACAGUUUUAAAUGUAACUGUCCAAGUCUACUUGGUGGGGAAAGAUGUGAUAAAUUUGUCGGACUGUGCUAUUUGAGUCCGUGUAAAAAUGGCGGGAAAUGCACUCCAAGAGGAACAGAAGCUUAUAACUGUCAGUGCCAGAAAGAAUGGUCGGGCGAAAAUUGUACAAAGAGUGUUCCAGAUCCAUGCAAAGGCAAUCCAUGUAAAAACGGUGCCUCGUGCUUCCCAAAUUUCACAGAGGGGAAAUACACGUGCAGCUGUGUACCAGGCUUUACAGGUCAACAAUGCGAGCUGGAUAUAGAUGAAUGUGCCAGUAACCCUUGUUUCCACAACAUACCUUGUACUGACUUAGUCAAUGAUUACCAAUGCAAUUGUCCACCUUUCAUGGCAGGCAAAGGAUGUGAACUGUUUGUGGGAAGAUGUAGCGAAAACCCAUGUCAACAUGGACGUUGCAUUCCGACCGGAAGGCUAAACUACACAUGCGUGUGCGAGGCUUCUUACACCGGAAGUCAUUGCGAUUCUCUAUUUAUUAACUAUUGUGAUCCUAAUCCUUGCGUUCACGGUAAAUGUUCGUCUUACGACAACGGGCCGUCCUGUGAGUGCGAUUUUGGGUUUGAUGGUUUCCGGUGUAAUCAGAGGAUCAAUCAUUGUCAAGAUGUAAAUUGUACAAACGGGGAGUGUGUAAAUUCUGAUGUUGGCUUCAGCUGCAAGUGUAGCCCGGGUUUUGAAGGCAAAUACUGUAAUGACACUAUUAACCACUGUUUAAAUGCAAACUGUAAUGGCGGAUAUUGCAUAAACACAAUGACGUCAUAUUUUUGUGUUUGUACAGGAGGGAAAACUGGGCAAACAUGUGAUACCUCCAAAUACGCAUGUGAUCAAACAGUUUGUAAGCACGGGACAUGCAAACAAGACAAUGGAGCACAUUUUUGUAAAUGUGAUGAAGAUUUUACUGGAAAAGAAUGUGAUACUCCAAUAAAUCACUGUAUAAGUCAACCUUGUGAACACGGUACAUGUACGAGUGUUCUUGGAACUUUCAAAUGCACGUGCGAUGACAACUACACGGGUGAAAGGUGUGAUCAUGUUAUAGACCAUUGCAAGAAUAACAAGUGCAUUUAUGGAUUUUGCCAGAACUUGAAUGACAGUUUCCAGUGUAUAUGUGCUGUAGGUUAUCAUGGAAACUUUUGUCAGUACAAACCCAGCGAAGUAGAACCUACCUCUACAACCGUGAGGCCUUAUGAUUCAUCAAGUCCAGCACAUUCUUUCAUCGAUGUAGUUUCGUCAAGGUCACCAGUAAUGACAACUGACCUGUUCUUUUGUACAAAUGACACGUGCAAACAUGGUAGAUGUGAAAAAGAUUUCCCAAACGUUUGCUUGUGCUUGCCAGGAUUUUAUGGGGAAAGAUGUGACAAUUUUGAAGGCUGUUCCAAACAUAAUCCCUGUCACCAUGGAAACUGCUCUGAUACUUUAACCAGUUUUACAUGCCUUUGUGAAAAUGAAUUUGAAGGGGAACUCUGCGAGAAAAAAAUAACUUCAGCUGAUAAUUGUCCAGAUGCACCGUGUAAAAAUGGCGGGAAAUGUUUUUCUACUUCAAACAAUGAUGAUUCGUUCAGAUGUCAAUGUCAAAAUGGUUUCUAUGGUGUACAUUGCGAGACAAACGUUUUGUGCGAUCUAUAUCCUUGCAAGAAGGGGACAUGUGUAACAUCUGGUGGUUCAAUACGAUGUGAACUACAAACUAUAGCAGGCAAUGGCAAGUCAACUAUUGUGAAUAUCCCGUUUCAAAACGGUAAAUUUUACUUUUAAUUCUUUUCAAUAGAAACUUAGUUUAAAGUAUUUGUAUCACAAUGUUUACUAAGUUAUUUGUUGAGUUUUCUUUACUCAUAACAAUAAACAUGUAGUAGGUACUUAAUAUAUCCUUGUGGCGGUGCAUAUUGCUUGAUAAUGAUUUUAAGCGGAAUUGAGUUGUUUCUUUACUUGCCGUUUAGUGAAGCUUUGUUUUGCUACUUUGUUGCUAUUUAUCUUUGUUUUUGACAGCGUUUGCUAUGAUAAUCAUUUUCAGCAACAUUUUUAUAAUCAGCAUCAUUUUCAUUAUUUUCAUCAUUGUCAUCACAAUUUAUUGUUGUUAUCAUUAUUGUUGUUGUCGUUGUUGUUGUUAUUACAAACGAAUUAUUUUUUACAGGUUUAUACUUAUCACGCCUCCCCAUGAACUGUUUUUCGAAUACUACGUCGUUAUAUUUAUAUAAAUAUAUGUUUUUAUGUUUUAGACAUGUUUAUUUAUAGGCAAUCAUUGUUAAAUUUAACAUAGUCAGAUAUUUUUUUUUUUCAGAGAACAGAGUUAAAGCAGCACGCCUUCACUUUUUGUGUUGAGUUUAAUGAAAACAUAAAAAAAUGAUCUAAUAAGGAAAAAAGUCAAAAUGUACAAAUUAAGCAAUUUAUACUAAGGAAUUUAAUCAAAAGCCACAGAAAUUACCUAUAAUUAUAUGUUCAAAAUAUGCAAACAUUUCUGUCAGUUCGUUAGAAAAUAGGUAUAGAACUUUGAUUUGAAAAGUGUAAAUAACGUUAUAUUUUGCACAUUUCAUUCAGUUUAACCUUGAAAAUGCAAACAUUUCUAAUUUUCUCAAGUUUUAAUUAUCUAUUUUAUGUAUCUCGAGGCCUGUUGCUUUAAAGUUCUUACUACAUGUAUAAAUAACAAAAGGUCUUUUUAAAGCAGAUCCAACUAGCCAUGGACGUCCAUCCAAGAAAAAUUAUAUAUAGCAUUCUUCUAUGUUAUUUAGAAUAAUCUAAGUGCAUUUGUACUUCAGUAAUUCGCGAUCGUUCUAUUAUCAAUAUAUAAAAAAGUAUUUUAAAAAAUCCAAGU
Ruditapes philippinarum (Manila clam) is the source of this 4053-nucleotide messenger RNA. RefSeq names its product fibropellin-1-like. The transcript has 11 exons. Gene Ontology annotation, cellular component: plasma membrane; protein-containing complex. The record is from RefSeq and is a predicted model, not a curated record. Gene Ontology annotation, biological process: establishment or maintenance of epithelial cell apical/basal polarity; heterophilic cell-cell adhesion. Gene Ontology annotation, molecular function: calcium ion binding. Lineage: Eukaryota; Metazoa; Mollusca; Bivalvia; Venerida; Veneridae. The coding region runs from base 72 to 2999 and encodes 975 amino acids.